Molecule: messenger RNA, 10396 nt
Organism: Phytophthora infestans T30-4
Lineage: Eukaryota; Oomycota; Peronosporomycetes; Peronosporales; Peronosporaceae
Product: phosphatidylinositol kinase (PIK-5)
Exons: 4
Coding region: 1-10299 (3432 amino acids)
Biological process (GO): DNA repair
Molecular function (GO): protein binding; protein serine/threonine kinase activity
Source: RefSeq, a predicted model, not a curated record
AUGACUAGCUCGGAGCGCGACGCCGAAUGGCGCAAGUUCUCGAUGCUUUGCAACGAAUUGCGCCGCGUCAAGAACUCCAAGGGCGUGGCGAGUGCCGUGGAGAAGCUACAGUCCUUCUUGAGUGACGACCGCAGCCGCCAGCUCGUGCAUCGCUGGCGUAGUUGGGGCUUUUUGCUCAACUGCCUCUUACAUGUGCUUAAGGAGGAAAUGCGCGUGUAUCUAAACGUUGGAGGCGCCGGUCGCAAGCGUAAGUCAAGUGCACGCCCUAAGAUGCCGCAGCUGCGCUACUGGCACUACCUGCGCACGGAGCUGGAGACGGCGCAUGUAGCAGCGGACGGACCCAUGUUGCACUUGGACCCUAAUGGCAGGGACUGUAUCUGCCAGUUAUUCACCUUCUCGGUUGCAAUAAUAGACCGUCAGACGCCCAUAGAGUUCGACCGAAGCUUCGAGACGCUCGUGGACAAGGAAGCGUGGCUCACAGUGGAGGUUCUAGUGCAAUAUCGCGUCUAUUGUGCCGUACUGGACUACAAAGACUGGAAAAAUAUGCUGCAGCUCGCUCUGGGCAGUAUUAGCCCUAAAUUCGACGCAAAUUUGAUCGGAGAUGUAGACACCGCAGCCACACGAGCCAGAGUCAUCAGAUUCUUAGUGAGAAACUGUCCGUUUGACUUGAACGGAGACGUGCUGGCAGGCCUCGUGGAGGAGAUUGAGAACUGGUUUGAGGCCGGUAAAGGCGAGUCAAUGGAGAGAGACGCCGAUAGUUUAUUGCUGGUAAUUGCGUCGACGCUGCUGGAGACGCUGACGGACCUCAUGAGGACGUAUUUCGGAUCUAUGGGGCCUUAUUUAUUAAAGCGUGGAGUCACGAUACUGGAAUUUAUUGUCAAGUCGAAUAAAGCUAGGAAGAACGGACUACGAGGAGCUCCAGCGGAGUUUCUAAUGCUGUUUUUCGAGCUGUACCGCCAUAACGAGGCUCCAGAGCCGGAAUUUUGCUAUUUGCCUCCUGCUAAACUCCUGCGUGAGAUGAAGAAAGUGGUUCAAGUGGCGAUGGGGACUGAUGAGAUCAAUUUGUUGAUGACUCACUUUAAUUCAGCCAGAGAACAGCGCCUGGGCAAUGCGCUGGGUAUCGACGACCAAGGGAUAAGGCAUUUGGCGUGCACAGCAGAUAUCAUCUUCUACCAUGAUUGCUUGGUAUCGGAUCAGAUGCAGACGAGUGGGUCUUUUACGCAAGAGGAGGACUUGUUUGACCCAGUUGUGGUAGGGAGCAAGCGUCCGAGAUCCAUCUCUACUGCUCUAGCGUGGGAGACUGUGAUCGAGCAGUUCUACGACAGUCCACGGACAGAUACGCAGCUGAUGACAGCGAGUUCAGCUUCCCCUGCGUCUCAACGACACUCAUCAACGGUAUCGUAUUUAUCGAGAGGCUCGUCCCAGACUCAGCGGACUGAAGCGAAGCAGAUCAACGACUCGGGCUCCUGGCUGCUCUUGCUCCUGUCAAUUCUAAGUCGUCACGGCGACUAUUACGUGCGUAAUCGCAUUGGAGAUCUAAUGAUGGUCAUGCAGAAGCUCAGCGAUAUGCUGAUCGUCAAGGAAAUGGGCAAGUGGCAAGCACUGACGUUGCAGAUCUUAAUCCAACUGGCUGCUCUCUCGGCUAGACAUCGCGAAGGGUGUGAUGGGAACUUGAACGAGCAUUGGGCGAGUGUGUGGCGCAAUUUGCUUCGUCCCGAGCUGCCAUACACCCGCGUUACGGAGGGGAUUGGACUGAUGCGAGGUCAAGCUGGCGACGCUGUGCUCACGCUGAUCAAUUGCUGUAUUUCUUUCGGGCUUGUCUCGGAAAAUAUCAUCGAAGCUAGUAGCACAGUACUGUGGAAUUUACCUGCUUUUCGACAGCCAAGCGCUGACACUCCUGUGUCUCGUGGAGAUCGGAUGAGGCCUUAUGCAAGAACGUCGAUGGCUUCCGUUUGCACGUUGCUCUCCCUGCUGCGUCACGUACAAGUACCAGCGGGAGCUAACUCGCCCGCAACUUCAUCGCAAGGACCUGAAUUGUUAUCUGCUGGCGAAGAAAUCUUCAGAAGCGAGCAUGAGUCGGUGCAGACGAGGCUUCUUCGAUCAGUAUUUGAUCAUCUACGAGCUCAAGUCUUUCGUGGGAACACAACGAUGGCAGGAAAGUCCACGAAUUCGCUCACCAAAGUGGAUUGGCAGACGGAGAUGUCUUCCUUGGUCUACGCUUGGGUCAUCCAGUCAUUCUUUGGACACAAGAACUCGUCGAUGGACACAAGAGAGACGAUUUUCACGCCUGAAUUGAUUCGCAAGCUGUCUGCGAGAAAUGUCGACGAGUGUGACAGCUUCGUCACUGGGGAGGAGCUCAAUGGCUUUGGCGUGGCGUUCUGUAUGCUUGAAACGGGACUAGAUCAUCUCUCCAUGGCUUUCCCACAGUCGACGGGUGUCAAACCUUCAGCAUUUUCUGCCGCAACUCACGCGUUUGUUGGCGAGAAUGUUGAAUCGGGUGACGCAAGCUGGCACGACGGAGUUAAAUCAUGUGCGACGAGAACUGAAGACCAGUUUAAGCGACUUGCUGUGCCGACUGGUUUGAUGAAGAAGCUGAUCCUACCACAAGAUUCAAACCGCAUGCUGUCUCGUGACUGUGUUUGUAGUACUGCUUAUUCUCAGUCAAUCUCGACCGAGCGAGCGACAGCGCUUCAAACGAAUGUCAUCGAUUCGUUUUCGGACUUGCUGUCGGAAAUCUCGAGCAAGUUGCCGUCUAAUGGCUGCAACCCGAUUAAAGGCUUGCGGGUGCUCUCAAACUCACUGGAUGUUGGCCUCGUUCUUGCUGCACUCUACGCUGAAGGUGGCUCGGAUAGCUCCAUGCGGAAGGAGAAUCGUCUUCGUGUGUUGCCGAUGCUCAAACAUUUCUUUGAGAUCGUUGCAAGUUAUUUGAAGCCAAGCGUGAUCAAGCAAGCACAGCAAAGCCAGUCGAUGUCGGAGAGCGUGCUGCAUACGUUAAGAAAGCUGCACACAGUCAUCCUGGUCUCCCAAGGGCGAGAAACUCUAGCGAAGUGCCAUCAUCCAUCAGCAGAUCCGAUCGAGUUACGCACGCCGCCAGAUCUCCGUCCAUCGAUUAGAGCUAUCGUCAGUAUGUUAGAGGAAUCCCUAGCGUCUCUCAGUGGCGGUGGCGACACUCCAAGUAACCCUCCGACGCCGACGCUGUCUCGUCCGCGUACUGGCUUCAGCUCGCUUCGCACGUCUCGCUGGGAGUCCACAGCUAACCGCCAAACCACUUCACAGCACCCAAGCCAGCCGACACAAAGAGACUGGGAUGUCAUGGACGACGGAGAGGAAGACGACAUUGCGCGUGACCGUUCUCCAAGUCGUGUGCUUCAAAAGACCAUUGGCUUGUGGUCUUUCCGCGUGAUCUUGCUUCUCAAAAAGGACAGCGGACUCUCGUCAGUGAAGAAGCAUGUGCAGGCGAUUCAGUUUGACCCCGAUUUUGUGCUGGCCGUGGCAGUUCUGCUGUGUGGCGUGACUGGCUCCGACAGCCUCGAAGCAUUCGUCACACUGAUUGACUAUGCAGCUGACGAAGGCAUGCGAGACAACGGCACGCUGUCAACCACACGUGGAGGCAGUUGCAGAGCAGCAAUCUUCCUCUCUCAAGUGCUGUCUGUUCUACUUCUCUCCGGGUUGGUACAUGAGACGCGGAAGUAUCAGCACGACGAGCAGCCUCCUGCGGCCUUAGUGGAGUGCGCGAAGAAGCAUCUCAAGUCUAUGAGCGAUCUGACACUUAGGAAGAGUGUACGGAUGGCUCGUCGGUCGGAAUUGCAGUGUCUGGAGGUGUUUUUCCGUCUCCAUUCGCGGAAGUUUAGUGUCUUUGAGGACUUAUGCGUGGAUGGUUUGACUGACAGCGACACGAGUGUGCGUUCUAUCGCGGCGCGCGGUCUUCAGACGGUGUAUUAUAUGUAUCCACAAGGCGGCAAGAAGAUCUGUAAACACUUCGUCCAAGUGCAGGAGUCGCUGCUAGACGCACCCGCAAACACAAAUGAGAACGUAGUCGCAGUCGAUGGAGAGCAGAUACACGCACGGCAAGGCAGUCUCGACCCUCGACUGUGUAUCGACAAGUGCUUACCUGUGUUGCUGAGCUUGUACGUGAGCGCGUGCUCGUCCCAGACUGCGCUUCCUGAAGUGCUUAACGCUUGUGUGGAGAUGGCAUCAACGACAGUGUCGCUGUACGGCGUCGGAACCCCGUCGCUGGUCUCUCAGUGGCUAAAAGCGAUCGCGUUGUUCUACGGAUACGCAAGCGUGUCAGACUUGCUGGACGAUCACUUCUGCCAUCUGUGGCAUCGCUUUAUAACUUCGAGUCAUCGAAGAGCUCCCCAAAACGAUGAAGAAGACGGGACCGAGUGGAUGAAGACCGACCCACUAGCUCCUCUUCCUGACGGCAAAUCUCUGCUGCUACAGUUCCCGCUGUCGACUCUGCUCGGCGAAGAGCUUGACGUGAACGCUCAACGAGCGCAACUUGUGAAGAAACUGGACAUGAUCAUUCCUAUUGGUGUGCUGCACAGCUUCAUCUCGAGCGAUCGCUCCGACGUUAAGGGCGGCCAGUUCGGGUUUGUAGAUGAGCUGCUAUCGUGCUUCUCGGCUGAUAACGAGAGACAGUCUGAGCAUGUGAUCUCAGAGGUUGGCGCGCAGUUGACGACGGAUCUAUUCGCCUACUCGUUCAUCUUGUUGGCGCAUCCAGACCCAGAGCUAAAGAAACUGGCGCAGCAGAUGAUUGACGUCGCAGAGGAGAGAGCACAAGCGGGGACGCUGUCGUUGUCGCAUCUUGGACAUAUUGCGAGCAAGAUGGCGCGCUUUACGGUGUGGGAUAUCAUUCAGGGGAACGAGGAAAAGCUCAUUACUCAAAGUGAAUUGUGGAAAGAUGCGCUGAAAGCCAUGAAAGAAAAAUACUCCGAGUUUGACUGGAAGCUGAUCAAUAUGGCCGAUCUACUGAGCGAGUUCUACGUGCUUUUACUACGCACUGAACUGUACGACCCGAGCGCGGAAUGUGCAGUGGAUUGCUUCAAGAUCUUUGUCGUGGAGACGCGUGAAGCUGUGGCGGAGAGCCCUUUGCUACAGCAUCUCCUGCUGUCGAUCUGUUUUCAGUCAAUCAAACACUUGGCUGUCCGGAGUCGUCAAAGGAUCGGACACGUGCUGUCUCUACUUGUUCGGGAGAGCUGCGAGAGCUGCAUGAAGAGCGCAGACAUGUUCGGAAAGUAUCUCGGCUUUGUCGUACAGGAGAUCAGCGGCAUUUUAUCCAAGUGUAACGCGCCUACCGAGCACAAGACACGACUUUGUUUGAGCGCAGACGACCAAGCAGAGUUGGAGUGGGUUAUCUUUGCUGUGUGCAAUGACUUGGGAAGUGGACUCGGCAAAUAUGCGCUUGAUAUUGACAUCGUCCCGGAUGGUAUUUCAGCGAGUCUGGACAAGCUGAACGCGUUGAUUAUCAACAGUAGGAAGAUUGUUUCGACCGAGGCGAGUGGGAAAGAAGGCAAAACCAAUGUGCCACGUCCAUUGAGUGGAGGCAGACGGAACCGAGCGAAACAGCAGAUCCAGAUGUUCAUUCAAAGGGAACAAGUGCGUGGAGCCAAGUUCUACAACCCGCUGCCGUUUAAUGUGAUCUCUGACAAGGCGAUCGUCAAAGCUUCCACUCAAACUGCAGCCAGUUUCGUGACGGAUGUGCGUUUGUCAGCUGUCACUUCGAGCAUCGACACGGUACGAGAUUCCAGUCAACCUGCGAGGAAGUUGUACGGGAAACUGGCCCAUACUCUGCUGUAUUUGAGCUUGUCGGGUACCUUUGGCAGCGAACACUGCGAGCGUGGAGAAGGCAUGGCGAGUCUGGCAGAUGCGUUGGGCGAACUUGGAGCACUGGACGCCAGCGAGUACGAGCUCAGUCCCUCGGAACAGGACGGGGAUCUGUCACGCUUGUAUCGAAGACACUUCCGUCGAGGUGCACUUCGAGAGAUGAAGACGACGUACUCUUUGGUGAUGCAUGAGAACGUGCUCGUGUAUUUGAGCUCGUUGUUUUUCGAGGGAGCGAGGUCUGGAACUGUCGAUCCGACAGUACUGGAGGAAACGUUGAAGACCUUGAAGAACGUGCUCAGUGUCGACGUGGGUGUGGCAGCGUUAGCUCGAAGCAAAGAUGGGGAACUCAAGGCGUUCUUGGAGCCGUUUGUAAGCUCGUCGCCUUCCAACUGGUCUUCGGCAGCUCCACACUACGGGGCAGGUUGGGAGGUAAAGCCGAAGCGCACGUCGCGACAAUUUCUGGAGCUUUGGACAUCUGCAGAGGAGCUGGGCUUCGCAGCAUGGGUUUGCUCCUUAACUGCGUGCUUGACCAGAGAGUCUUGCGAUCCGAUGUUGAAAGCUUGCUCUGCGUUGUGUGCCGUGCGUGUUGACUGGGCCGUUUUCCUAUUCCCAUACGCGCUCGAUAGCAUUCUGAGGAUACGUGACGAUGGCAAGAACGAAGAUGACGAGACGAAGGAGGACAGUCCUGGGAAGGAGGCGUUGUGUCGGAUAUCGAAGAUAGCGAACCAAGGUGUGAGAUUUGUCUUAACUGGUUCAACUGACAAGAGCGGUUCAUCAACGAGAGAACCAAGCAAUCCGCAGCCACUGGAAGCUGUGCAGCUUGUUGUUCACGGCAUCAAUUUCCUCCGAGAGACAGACAAAGCUCGGUUUGUGGAGACGAAUGGCAGAGGUCAGCAGAAAUCAGGGAAGACAAAAGUCUCGAAGCAACAACCGAGUAACGAUCUGGCGUAUGGUUGUUUGGUUGAUGUGGAUCUCCUGGCUGUUGCGAAGGCUGCGGUGAGAGUUAAGAUGCCGUACUCAGCGAUGCAAUACGCCGAGAUGUGGCUGGAAGAGAAGAACGGAGGGAAAAUCACGUCGCUGUCUUCGUUAGAUAACGACGAAGUGGGGACUACUCUCCGUGAGAUUCUGGUGGAGGCCUACAGCUUUGAUAGCGACGAUGACGGUAUCUACGGGGUCAACGAUGGACGCACCAUGAAGUCUCAGCUGGUGAAGUACAACCGCGAGGGCGAGUACGCCAAAGCUCUUCCACUUUACGAUGUCUCACUGCAGUUCUCAAGCCAGCAGACCGGCGACGAGGUGGGGAAUAGUAACCCGCCUCGUCUUGUGGAAGGUAUCCUGACGUCUCUGCAUUCGCUUGGGUACAACCAUCUACUGGCAGGUUAUCUGCAGUCUCUACAGCUCAACGAACACGGCGUGCGUCCGGCUUCUGCGUCUGCCCAAGCGGUUGAGAACAAGUACAAACUCGCGUGGAAAAGCUUGCAAUGGGAAGUUGUUCUGCCGUCGUGGAGCACGAGUUUCUCACAGCAACAUACGAUCUAUCAGAGCUUGCGAGCCAUAGCUCACGGGGAUUUUACGCACUUGCAACGCGUGACGACAGACGCCAAACAGCAGAUUUUGCAGUCUGUGCAACUGAGUUUGCAUUCGUUUGAAAGCACCAAGGAUUCGUACUCGGCGCUGGUGGAUCUUCAGGCGAUUCACGAGAUCGAAGAGCUAGCGAAGGCAGUUCGAGCGUUAAAAGCGACUCGAGCUUCGUGCAUCCGCGCGACUACAAGCAUAACAGGCUUGCGGCCGUAUUCGUCACUGGACGAAGCGUUAGUCGUCUCUCGAGUCGAAGCUUUGACCGCGAUGCCGUUGCUGGAACGAUGGCGACAACGACGCGGACAGAUCAAGAACGACUUUGACAAGGCGGAAAGUUUGUUGGCACUGGAAGAAAUCCUCCUUCAAGUCUCGAAGCCGGUCGACGCCGCUCAAGUGAUCACGAAGGUGUAUCUGAAUCUGGCUUCACUCAGUCGUAAAGCUGGACGGACAGCCGUGGCUUACAGAGCCUUGAUGAAGCUCGAAGAGCUUGAGACACGUGGCUCGUUGAGUAUCUACGAGACGAUGCAGUGGCGGAUACAGAAGGCCAAAUUCAUGUGGAAGCAACAAGAGUCUCGUAGUGCCAUUUGGACAGGCAAGAAGAUCUCCGCCGACUUGGCUUCACAUCUACACGAUUCCACGCUCUCUGCGACUGAAGUGACGUCGUUGCUGCUGCUACAAGUGAAGGUGCUGACGAUUACAGGCAAGUGGAUUGCAUGUCAACGCUCGGAGAGCUCGCAAGUGAUUCUCGAGGAUUUCUUCACCAAAGCGACGGACAUUAUCAGCAAUAUGGACGCCGAGGCGAUCGCAGAGCGAUCAAGAGAUGCAGCAAAGGCUCAUUUCGCGUUGGCAGAGUUCAUGGCUGCCAUGUACCAGCAGGUGAGUGCUCGAGUGACGUCUCGGGAGUGGCUAGCCGGUAAAAGGGUGGUCAAAGCUCGACACGAUGAGCUACAAGAACUACAAACGAUGGAGCAGAAGAUGCAGAAUGAGAACCGAGCGCAUAUUCACGCGCUGAACAAAGAAGUUGUCCACGAUAUGAACGAGCGGGCCAAAGUGGAGGCGUCCGUGGAUCAAUUCCUCAUUGGCGCUCUGUGUAGCUACGGCAAAGGGCUGACGCUAUCGUCACAAGCUGAACUGGACAUGGUCUUUCGUGUCUUGUCGCUGUGGCUCAAUAACCAGCGCAAAGCGGAUAUCAAUCGCGUGUUCAUCGAGGACAUCAUCGACAUGGUCCCGUCGUACAAGCUCGUGCCUCUGUCCAGUUCCAGUGACACUGGCACGUUCCAAACAGCUCUCCGUAAACUAGUGAUGAAGCUGAGUGUACAGCAUCCUCAUCACACUCUGGUACAGCUCAUUGCAUUAAAGAACAGCGGAGAUGUGGAAGGCAAAGGUGCGCUGCAGUUCCGAACAAAUGUUGGAGACAAUUUAGCGGAAGGCGCGAAAGUUUAUUUGACGGAAUUGAGGACGACAGAGCAGCGGGAACUGCUGGAGUCACUCGACAGCAUGGCUAACGCGUACGUUCAGUUAGCGUUGUUUGACACGAGUGCGCAUCACGGCCAGAAGAAGAAGAUUCCUCUGUCCAAAGUCAACAUAUUCGAGACCAACUCCGGAAGAUCAGGAGGGACGCCGUUCGAUCAGUGUCUUCGCGUUCGUGCGCGACGUGGCGAGUCUGUGGCUAUGCCGGCAGUGCUGACGUCCACUAUCGCCCCUCAAGCUGACCUGGACUACUCGAAUGUGGCGCGAAUGCACUCGUUCGAGCCCCAGUUUUCCAUCACAGAUAGUGGUAUUCACCGUCCGAAGAUCAUUUAUUGCUACGGUUCGGAUGGCAAGCGCUACAAACAACUAGUGAAAGGCCAAGACGAUACGCGACAAGACCUGGUGAUCGAACAAGUGUUCGAGACAAUGAACCAGUUUCUGAGCGAGGAGAAAGCCACGCGUACUCGAAAGCUACGACUACGCACCUACCGAGUUGUGCCGCUAUCUCCUAUCGCAGGUGUGCUGGAGUGGGUGGAGAAUACGAUCCCGUGGGGGUCGUAUCUAGUCAAUCGAACGUCCAAACGAUUGUCGGCUCAUGAACGGUAUCAUCCUCACGAAUUGAAACACAGCGAGUGUCGUCAUUUUCUGAAGAAUGCACCCGAUAAACUGGCGGCGUAUAUGGAGAUCCAGAAGAAUUUCACGCCAGUGUUUCACCAUUUCUUCUUGGAGAAUUUCCCUGAUGCUGCCGUGUGGUAUCGUCGUCGAUUGGCGUAUGUGCAGAGUGCCGCAGUGACGUCCAUUGUGGGUUAUAUUCUGGGUAUUGGUGACCGUCACUCGCAGAAUAUUCUGAUCCAUGAAGAGACUGGAGAGCUCGUACACAUCGACUUUGGUGUCGUGUUUGACCAGGGGAUGGCUCUGUAUACUCCUGAGACGGUGCCUUUCCGACUCACACGCGAUAUGGUGGACGGUAUGGGCGUAUCUGGAGUGGACGGCGUGUUCUCUCGAUGCUGUGAAGUCACGCUGCAAUUGUUGCGCAAGAAGAGUGCCUCUGUUGUCACGAUCCUCGAGGUUUUUGUGCACGAUCCGCUGUAUCGAUGGACGUUGUCGCCGUUGAAAGCUCUGCGGAUUCAAGGAGGAGAACAAGGAUCAAAGGCUAUGCACUCGCGGAGCUCGAGUCGGAAUAGUAGCUCCAAUGGAACUAUCAGUACAAGUGACGGACAACUGGAGGAGGACAUGCACGCGGAGCCUGGUGGUACUGAUGCUGCAGCUCGAGCGUUGAUUCGAGUCAAGCAAAAACUCGAGGGAUACGAAGACCCUAACGGCAGUGCGUUGAGCAUCGAAGGACAAGUGAAACAGCUGAUGAGUGUGGCUCAAGACCCACACAACCUCUGUAAACUCUUUCCCGGGUGGGCUCCGUGGCUCUAGACGGUUAGCGCCUGUGUUCAAGACAAUGUCAUCCAAGCGAGAAGUACGGACGUCAACUGGCGAGACAGCGACGGAAUAUAAGGAACGCAGAGACGCC